UCACAAUAAUAUUUAGCCUAGAGUUCUUUGACUCAACAGAGGUUUAAAUCAAGAAUCUUCAAGGAGAUUAUAUAAGAGAAUCAAGAAGUCGCUGACAACACAUUAUGCAGCCCAGCUCAGCGUCUCUUUAGUGAGUUUAGUGAAUGAUCGUCCAGUCGCCCAUGCAUGACAAAUAAUGACAUAGAAACGAACGCGGCUCAUAGAUCUAUAGGGCCUACCAAAGAGUCUACUUGAAUAGCCAAGGCCUAGGAGGAAAAGAUCUACUCUGUUGAAAAAUGGCUUCAUCAACUUUGAAAUUUGCCAUAUUCCUGGGCUCGACCAGAGAAGGAAGACAGGGCCUGCGAGUGGCGAAGUUCAUGAAGAAUCAGCUGGAAGCGAGGAAUUACCAAGUUGAAUUGUUUGAUCCGCUGGAGCUGAAAUUCCCGUUGCUGGAGAAAGCUUUCCACCAUUACGAGAACAAAUCGGACGCACCGCAGUGGAUGCAGGACUGUGACACAAAACUCCGAGCUGCGGACGCUUUUGUUGUGGUCUCAGCAGAGUACAACCACAGCAUCCCCCCAGCUUUAGCGAACAUGAUGGAUCAUUUUGGUGAAAGUGCAUACGCAUACAAGCCGAGUGGAAUAGUUACUUAUGCUUCAGGAAUCGGUGGUGGUGUGCGAGCAGCCAUGCAGCUACGCAUUUUCUUGGGAGUACUGGGCUGCCUGAGUGUCUCCGACAUCUUUUCCAUCCCAAAAGUGCAUGAAGCACUGACAGAUGAAGGGAAACCCCUCAACGAUCAUAUGAUCAGCGGAGCCGGCAAACUUAUCACGCAGCUGGAAUGGAUGGCUGCAGCGAUGAAGAACCACAGGGAUGCCGUGGGCAUUCCCAAGUAGAUAUUAUAGUUAUUUUAUUUCAUUUUGUUAAAGGUAGAUGUAAAUGUACUAAAUGUACUGUACAACACGGAUAGUUCGAAUUUGUCGAGACUGCCCUCAGAAGUUCGAGGAAUCCGUUGUUCGAGGAAUCCGUUGUUCGAGAGGUUUCUUACAAAGAUAAAGAAGAAGAAAAAAGGGGGCCACAGGUACAGUUCGACGGAUACGUGAUUUCGAGUCUUCUGUUUUCGACCUAUCCGUGGUAUACUGUAUAUGACUUACUUGUCGUGUAUUAUUGUACGUUGAUUAUAUCAUCAUUGUUAGGGAUAUAUCUUAAUUUAUAAAUAGUUGUUACUGCUUCAAUGCUGGUGAAUUUAUUUUAUAUGUUUUCCCCUUCAGUAGUUUGUCAGUACAAAAACUUGUUUAUUUAUUCAAAGAUUACAUGUUUGUGUCUGUUUGUAGGAGGACCACUUAAGUACUGUUUCAUGUAAUGAUCUGUGAACAUUCUUUUGUGUGAUGUACACAUUUUUACCAUGGGUGAACUUGGCCAGUGUGAGUGUGAUUAUCCAUAUCUGACGUGCCUUGAACCAGGGGGAAAAAUGGUCAACAAUCUCUUUAAACAUGCAUUCUCUGUGCCCAAACUACUGAAACCAAACCUGAUUUGUUAAAAUAUUUGAGGGAAGGGAAAUACAAGAGUACAUAUGUACCAUAAAUAAAAACAGUAAUCUAAUUCUUCUUUGGACGGCACUCAAUUUACCCAUACCAACUUCUGUUAAUCUAUUCUAGACCUAGCUGCCUAUCUCUUCUUUUGGGGCCUUCAAGGCACUGAAAUCAAACCAGUCACUUUUGAUGUGUAGGUCCAGUGUCUAUUUUUUACAUUCUCAUCGCUUAUGCCCCAAACAAAACAAAAAACAUGGCUGUAACACUUUUACCAGCACAAAAAUCACCAUUGCACAGCUGUUUUUGUAGGUUUAAAAAAAAUGUUUCCUCUCUU
This is a messenger RNA of Aplysia californica (California sea hare), 1842 nucleotides long. Its product is annotated as FMN-dependent NADPH-azoreductase. Gene Ontology annotation, cellular component: cytosol. Lineage: Eukaryota; Metazoa; Mollusca; Gastropoda; Aplysiida; Aplysiidae. The transcript is spliced from 3 exons. The coding region runs from base 276 to 872 and encodes 198 amino acids. The record is from RefSeq and is a predicted model, not a curated record. Gene Ontology annotation, molecular function: FMN binding; oxidoreductase activity.